AUGCACUCACCCCAUAAACUUACCUGCCUACCGCCGUCCCGUCGAUCACCAGCAGCUUUCUUUUCUCUGCUCAAGGUGCCGUACGGUUGCCCUCGACACUACCGCGACCACCAACGACCCGAUGUAUGCCCUCCGUCCCCAUCGGUGCAGCGGCACGACGAUGCAUCGGAUCAGGAGCAGCAGGGAACUCGCCAGAUGGGGGUGCAUCAACCAAGACACACGAAAUCUUUGGAGACUUUUCACACGUCUGGGCUUGCCAUCAACUGGGACGGGAAGCUGGAGGAACAAGCAUACAUACCUUACUGCGUCCCUACCCACGAAAGGUACGUACCGUACUUGUCGGGCGGGUGUGGAGCCGGCUCCAAGGCCCCAAAGUGCAUGAUCCAAGUCAGCGAUCCCAUUGAGAAAUCUGGGCCAGCCGCUAGGUACGACGACCACGACAAUGACGAGACGGCAGCCAGUCUCUUUGACUUACCCCGUUGUUCACUAGUGCCGGGCAGAAGGAAACGACGACUCGAAAGGUGCCUUCUUCCACCACUGAGAUCAGGGGAGGUCCCAGAGAGAAUUGUGUCUGGGGAGGGGGAGGCAGAAGGGGCGGGCAGCCUUCGAGAAAACGAUAAUUCUCUGCUAAUCCCGUGGUCCCCCGUCCAUCAAUUUGUUGUUGUGGUCCAUCGAACUUGGGGUUUGGUGUUUGGGGCUGCUACUCAAGGCAGGGUUCCCGGGAGAGCCACAUUUCGGGGCACUUUGAAGGUGGUCCUGACACCCCCAAGUCACAAUGCCGCCCCUUGCGCUUUGUCCCAAGUACCGCCUGGGGGCCCAGCCGGCUCACCGGGGAUGGAUCCUCCUACCUGGCACACUCCCAUCCAAAAUAGCACCGGCACGACUGGGUAUCAAAAGUGCGCGAUUGCGCUCAAUCUCUUGCUCAGUGCACACGGAUCGAUGCCUAGGUACCGGCGUGCAUAUCGACGAGCGUUCAUCGUGGCCGCACCAGAAGAAAAGAAGAAGAAGAAAAAAACCUCGAUGGUUUCAGGGGGAUACGGGCAGCUGGACCGCGACGGACAGAGGGCUGGAGACGUUGAACUUUCAAGAGUCGAAAGAUACAUUGAAAAGUACAUACAUACACGGAGAGCGAUGCACGGACUGGCUAGAGCUUUUGUACAUGUCGAGCCCACCAUCAAGUCCCACCUUACGUAA
Messenger RNA from Colletotrichum lupini, 1194 nucleotides. RefSeq lists its product as uncharacterized. The record is from RefSeq and is a predicted model, not a curated record. Lineage: Eukaryota; Fungi; Ascomycota; Sordariomycetes; Glomerellales; Glomerellaceae. The transcript is spliced from 10 exons. The coding region runs from base 1 to 1194 and encodes 397 amino acids.